This is a messenger RNA of Microdochium trichocladiopsis, 1269 nucleotides long. Its product is annotated as FMN-dependent dehydrogenase. The transcript has 3 exons. The record is from RefSeq and is a predicted model, not a curated record. Bases 1 to 1269 code for a protein of 422 amino acids. Lineage: Eukaryota; Fungi; Ascomycota; Sordariomycetes; Xylariales; Microdochiaceae. Gene Ontology annotation, molecular function: FMN binding; oxidoreductase activity.
AUGUCUACACUUGACCACUCUUUCCACCCUGUCCGUCGCGAUCCUGUUCCCGAUCCGGUAUGUUACGAGAAGUCCAUCUACCAGAAAGGCCUCAACUACGAGCGGCCUCCCUUCACCUUCCUUUCCAGCAAUUGGGAAAGUCGGGCUUCCGAUGUCUUGUCGGCGACGAGCAAAGGCUAUCUUAUCGGAAAUGCCGGGACUGGCGAGACCGCUAGGAAGAAUACGGAUGCUUUCAAAAAGUGGUCUAUUGUUCCCAAGCGCCUCCUCCAGACUAAGGGCCUGCCGGCCUUGCAAACCACCAUCUUUGGCGAAGAGCUGCAAUUUCCCAUUGCCGCCGCGCCGGUCGGUGUACAGCGCAUCUUCCACCCUGACGGCGAAGAAGCUGCCGCACGCGCUGCUGCCGAGAACAGCAUCCCAUAUAUCCUGAGCACCGCGAGCAGCACGAGCAUUGAAGACGUCGCAAAGGCCAACGGCACCGGCGUACGAUGGUUUCAACUGUACUGGCCCGAUAAUGAGUUCAGCGACAUUACCAUCUCGAUGUUGAACCGCGCUAAGAAGGCCGGCUACACCGCUCUGGUCGUCACCUUGGAUACCUACAUCCUCGGAUGGCGCCCGAGUGAUAUGGACAACGGCUAUAACCCGUUCCUCCGCUCUGACCAGAUCGGCACUGCCAUCGGCCUCACCGACCAGGUCUUCCGCCGCAUGUUCAAGGAGGAGCACGGCGUCGAGUGCGAAGAGAAGCUGUCCGAGGCCGCUGCAACGUGGGCGCGCAUGAUCUUUCCUGGCCAGAGCCACUCUUGGGAAGAUGUCAAAAUUCUACAGGCUCACUGGGACGGCCCGGUCAUCCUCAAGGGAAUCCAGUCCGUCGAGGACGCAAGGAUGGCCGCCCAGAUCGGCGUGCAGGGCAUUGUCGUCAGCAACCACGGCGGCCGGCAGGUCGACGGCGGCGUGAGCUCGCUGGGCGUGCUGCCGAGGAUCGUCGACGCGGUCCGCGCCUGCGGAGGAAAUGACAAGAUCGAGAUCCUCUUCGACUCUGGUGUCCGGUGCGGCGCCGACAUUGCCAAGGCGCUCGCGCUUGGGGCCGACAUGGUUCUCGUCGGCCGGCCGUAUAUCUAUGGUCUGGCGCUAGGUGGGCAGGCUGGAGUGGGCCACAUCUUAAAGUCGCUCCUGGGCGAGCUGGAGCUUACUUUGCAUCUGGCGGGCAUCUCCUCGGUGGAUAAGGAGCAUCUGAACCGCGAUGUGCUCGUCAAAGAGGCCGACUUGUUCUAA